Octopus bimaculoides (California two-spot octopus) is the source of this 544-nucleotide messenger RNA. RefSeq names its product BLOC-1-related complex subunit 7. NCBI's taxonomy places the organism in Eukaryota, Metazoa, Mollusca, Cephalopoda, Octopoda, Octopodidae. Gene Ontology annotation, cellular component: BORC complex. The record is from RefSeq and is a predicted model, not a curated record.
UAUCUAUCUAUCUAUUUAUCUAUCUAUUACUUAUAGUAUAAAAUGACAAAAAGGCACAACUAAAAGUUUUUUUAUAUAUUCAUAUACAUUUGAAAGUAGUUGUGAAAGAACGAAACUAAAUCGAAACGUUGUUGCCAUAUCUAAUAUAUAUUGUAUGAAGAUUGCAGUAAUGUCAGUGAAAGCUCCUCGCUAUGGCGUCUGCUAAUUGGAAUCAGGAAACAAAAUCUCGGUUAAAUGAUAAAAUUUCAGGAAACAUGAAUGACCUCGGUUCUCUUGCGAGACAGAUCGUGCGUGGUUCUCAUUCCAGUGAGCUCCUUGCUCAAGCAGCAAAAAAUUUUGCUUUCCAAGAAAACACCAUCAACAAUUCUUUAGAGACAUUAAAGAAAAUGGACAUGAUAAAAUCUCAACUUGAAUUUCAGUUUGCAGCUGUAGAACGUAGCACUGUGACAUUGGAUGACAUUCAAGAUCAGCUAAAAACUAUUCAAAGAUGACACAGCUUAUCCUAUAGUCAAAUCUUCCUUAGAAAAACAACCAGACUCCACAA